This is a messenger RNA of Cylicostephanus goldi, 841 nucleotides long. NCBI's taxonomy places the organism in Eukaryota, Metazoa, Nematoda, Chromadorea, Rhabditida, Strongylidae. The record is from the annotation of a GenBank genome assembly.
GCACCCCGGGCACUCAGAUUACCAUUCGUGGUGAAAACUUAGGAACAGAUCAAAAUGAUCUUCUCAUGCUCUUCAUCUGUGGCACAGACUGUCUGCAAACUGCAAACUGUAAAGUUGCCAUUGUCAGGUGGAAGACAGAGAAGAAGAUCGUAGCGCGUUUGGGGCAGGCUAAUCGAGGAUUAGGCGAGGUUAAGAUUGCUACAAAAUCUGGUGGAAGGGGUAUCUGCAAUGUAAAAUUCAGGGUAUUUAUUGCUCAAGUAGGACCAUUAGAAGAGUCCGCUGUAUGGGUUGAUGAGACGCAAACCGUGCCUGGGCGGGAAGAUUUUCACAUCUUAUUGGACAUUAAGGCUGUACGAACAGUAGCGCAAACUACGGAGGAACGCGAUGCGCUUGGCUUGAAGCCUACUACGAAGAAAUUGGACCCGGCUUUUCUAUCUAAAAUGUUUCCCGAUGGAUCGGGAAACAUUCGUAUGGAGAGCUUCAAUCCACAAUGGUAUUUGCUGGAACAUCACUCCGAAACACCAAUAGAAGAGUUACGCGAAGCUAUUGAGAAUAUGAAAGUGGCCAAGGCCGAUGAAGCCAAGAAAAAUGAGCAAAUGCACAAGGCUAAUUUGUACUCUUUGAUCAACUGCGUCGACUCAUUAGCUGCAUUGCAUGACGAGUUGGAGAGGAGUAACAAAGCAGGAGAGUUUGCGGUCAUCAAGCAGAUAGGAAGCCAGGACGUUCUUUCGCGAAAAGAUCGAGCAGAUGCUACAAGAAACGCGUUGUCUGUCUUGACUCGUUUUAAAUUCAUAUUCUUCCUUUCCAAGACUGUCGAUGACAACAUGAAGAAGGUAUAAAU